UAUAAUUGUUCAUAAUGAUCGAGAUAACAAAAAAUCUUAAAUUCUGUCUUGGAUUUCUGAUAGUAGGAUUUCUGAUUCACUUUGCUGCUUUCGCUAUGCCUUUUUGGAACUUCUUUGAGGAAAACGACUUGAUGGGAACACAAUCUUUUAGACUAAUAAGUAUAGGCCUAUGGCAAGCUUGUUUUAAAAUGGGAGGCAAAUACUGGUGCCAAGGAUACACAGCGUACAGUGGUUUUGCAGUAGUCCGGUUAUUUGAGUGUUUAUCAUUAGUUGGAUAUGUAACCAGUAUAGUGUUGUUUAUAGUAUAUCACCAGUUUCCAGUGUAUGGCACCAGGAUAUUUAUUGCUAACGUAGCAGCAAUUGUUACAACAGUUGUGACAUCUGUUCUUGGUAUUCUAUGCUGGGCGACUGGAUGUGGAACAACUGUGCAGCAUAACUUGUCACUAUCAUUCGCUCUAGUAGUUAUUUCGCUGAUAUUCCCAAUAUUAUCUGUUUGGUGUCUUGUGAUAGAACGAAUCACCCAAGUAGAGAAAAUACGAAGAAACAGUUUAGCACAAUCAGAAAAAACUAUAGAUUUGAUUUAAUAAACUCAUGUGCGCAAGAUUUGUAAAAAAAAUGCUUUUGAAAAGUUCGCAGUUUAUAAUUUAAUCAACCAUCCAAUAUAAUUGUUUUACUGUAACGAAGGUUCGAGAUACUUGUAUCAACUUUACUUUACAUUGUACAUGCAUGGUAUCGUCACGUAUAAUUUUCAUGUAAUAAUGUAUAAUCAUAUCAUAUUGACUGACAAAGAAGAAGGUUUGACGAGGUCUAACUCUGAAAUUUUGUUUCUUAAUUGUUUAAACACCAGCAACAGUAAAAUAAUUUGAUAUAUUCAAUGAUGGGUGCUCAAUUUCCAUAGAUGAGCAGAUUCAAGACAGCAGUAUCUUGUGUAGACUAGCACUAGAAGACAAUUAAUGACGAAAACGAGCAGAAAUUUUUGCCGAACAUCAGUCCACCAAUUAAUAAAAAAUAUUAGC
This is a messenger RNA of Mytilus trossulus (common blue mussel), 1016 nucleotides long. RefSeq lists its product as uncharacterized. The transcript has 3 exons. Bases 15 to 584 code for a protein of 189 amino acids. NCBI's taxonomy places the organism in Eukaryota, Metazoa, Mollusca, Bivalvia, Mytilida, Mytilidae. The record is from RefSeq and is a predicted model, not a curated record.